This is a messenger RNA of Canis lupus familiaris (dog), 2540 nucleotides long. It is a transcript of the gene SPMAP2L, whose product is annotated as theg spermatid protein like. The record is from RefSeq and is a predicted model, not a curated record. Lineage: Eukaryota; Metazoa; Chordata; Mammalia; Carnivora; Canidae. Bases 57 to 1493 code for a protein of 478 amino acids. The transcript is spliced from 10 exons.
AGCCUCUGAACCUAUCAUGGACCUGGCACGGCUGUCCCAGUGGUGCCGUAACUAGAAUGGAAACUGCUGUUGUCCCCAAGGCCUCCGCAGCGGAAAGCACUCCGGGGUCCUCGCCCUCCGCUGAAGGAGCAGCUGAUGGGCAUGACACGUCGGAAAUAUCCACUGCCUCCGAACCCCUUCAGAAGCCCUUUGUGCUCAGGCUCCUAGACGUGCACAGCAAGUCUGAGGGGCCCGAGGAGCCGGAGGAGGAGGCCCGCAAGCAGAGCCAGGGAGACCGAUACAACGAGUGUGAGGAGUCCAAGGAGACAUCUGAACUGCACCGUCCCUGUGAGCCCCACAAGCCUUAUGAGCCCUGCAAGCGCUAUAAGCCCCACAAGGCCUCUCAGUCCCACGAGCCCUAUGAGCUCCCGGAGUCCCACAAAGCCUACGAGCCCCAUGCACCCCGCCAGCCGCGUAAACCCAGAGAGCCCCAGGCUCCCCACGAGUCCCGCAAGCCCAGUGGAGCCGAGCUGCUUCCCGGCGCUGCCGUGGUGGUCUCGCCUUCUCUGGUGACCAGGUUCCCGCCACGGGUUCUGCGAUAUUCCCCGAGCGAUCCUUUUCCCUAUGGCAUUACAACAAAAUGUUUUUUUUCUAGGAAGAGAAUCCGAGAUCUUUCUAGGCCUAAAAAACAAUGGGGAGCCCCAGAUAGAAGACUGUUUUGGGGGAAUCAAGAUCCUAUUUGCCCUAUCGCCCAUAUUGCUUUGAAGGCUCACCUGACCAAAAGACUUGAGGACCUUGCCCAUCCCAAAGAAAUCUCCCACCGAUAUGUACCUAACAGGGCUCAAUAUUACUACAGCUGUGGUAGAGACUCUGUAAUCUGGGAGAUCCCUUCUCCUGCACUGUUUAGCCAACCUUCCAAAAGGAUCCAGAAGCUGGCACUGCCCAACAGAUUCAAGAAAGAAUAUCUAAUAAAUAGGUCCUACAGUGAGUACUUAUCAAGAGAUGCUCUUCAAAGCUCUGAUCCUUCUCCCCGGAUAUUACAACUCUCAAUAGCCAAAGCCACAAAUCCAAACUAUGUUCCUCCAAAAAGGAUUGAAACCAAGAUUUCAGUUUCUGCCCUGACUGCUGUUGCAACUCCAAGAAUUGUAGACCUUGCUCAUCCAAGGAUCAAGAUAGAGGGUCUAUGCUUUGAAAGAGAAAGAAGUGAACUGCCCAUCCGUCCUAUAUCCCACGCUGCCUUGCUAUGCAAACCUAGCCCUCGAAUAAUAGCUCUAGCUAAGGCCAAGCCUCUUCAUCAAGAUUAUCUACCUAUCCGUGAUGCCCACUGGCCAGUAUCUUAUGCUGCUAUCCAUUGCAAAAUAUCUCCUAGAAUUCAAGAACUAGCUAAUCCAAAUACAAGGUCUCCUGUGCAUAUUGUAUACUACGAUCCAGAUGUCUUUAAAGUCAAGCCAGCUGCUUUGAAAACACAGUGUACUCCAAGGAUCCAAGAAUUGGCAGAACCUAUUGUGCGUUAAAAACAGAAAGCCACAUCAGUCAGACUCUAGUUAUAUAUCUAGAAAACAUUAGGUGACUUAGUUCCCUAUACUGGUCCCAUCACUCUGUAUUCCCCUAUCUCUCCAAAACCCGUAUGAGGCCCCCAGGAAACACCAGUUCCUGCUAUUACCUGUAGUCAUGUCCUUAGCAAGGUUUGGGGACUCGAGCAUGUAAUAAAAUGAAACUGAGGGGGCCUGACUUUUCCUUACUAUCUCUCCCCAUGAGCAUCGAGACCAUCUCAUUGCUCUGACUGACCUGAAGAAACACUCUUCCUUAUGUUUGCUGGGCUUCUUUUUCUUUUCCUGGAGAGAUCUAUAUUCCCCAGCAGCUGGUCUCUGCUCAGUCCCUGCUCUAAUAAGUCCUGAGAAUUGAAGUAAUUCUUUGUGUUACUUUUCCAACCCCCCCUCCCUAACUGAGAAAUAACAUCGAAAUGGUGAAGCCUUUUGGGAUAACUUGAAAUGCUUUUUAUAAUCUUUAGAUUAAAUUUAGAGAACAGGUUACUUUAAAUAAUCACCUCUGCACCAAUCUCUGUCCCUUCACUCACAUUGGGUCAUUUAUCAUGAGUGACAGAAAAAGUGAGGCAUUUGGUAAGCAUUAUAAUUCUCUGUCAAAUUGCAUCUGCUCAGAGUUUUUCAAAUUUAGUUGUUUUAUUCUCUCCACGGAUCAGUAUUUUACAAAUGAAACUUUUAUGACAUAUCUAGAUUUACAUGAAAAUGAACUUAUCUGAAAGCCAGUUUUACAGAUGGAUAAGUUCUAUCUCCAAUGCUUUGUAUUAAGGAGAUAAUUAGUGUUAUGGAGAGGCAAUAUUAUAUAGUAGUUUUGAGCCUGUGUUUUGGCAUCAGGCAGACCUGGCUUAGUCUCCCUCAUGGAUCAUUUGCCAGGUAUGUGAUUUUGAACAAAUUUUCUCACCCUCCCCUCCUCCACCCUGUGACUGUUUCUUUACGUGUAAAAUGGGUUCCUGCUGUGUUAUUAUAAAGAUUAAAUAAAAUUCCAGGGGUACCUGGGUGGCUCAGUGAGUUAGGCAUCCA